Molecule: messenger RNA, 915 nt
Organism: Perognathus longimembris pacificus (Pacific pocket mouse)
Lineage: Eukaryota; Metazoa; Chordata; Mammalia; Rodentia; Heteromyidae
Gene: Aspnat
Product: N-acetyltransferase 8 like
Cellular component (GO): mitochondrial membrane
Molecular function (GO): L-aspartate N-acetyltransferase activity
Source: RefSeq, a predicted model, not a curated record
AUGCAUUGUGGGCCUCCCGACAUGGUCUGCGAGACGAAGAUCGUGGCCGCCGAGGACCAUGAGGCGCUGCCGGGGGCCAAGAAGGACGCGCUGCUCGCCGCCGCCGGCGCCCUGUGGCCCCCGCUGCCCGCCGCGCCGCCGCCCGCGCCCGGCCCCCCGCCCCGGGGCGGCGCGGGGGCCGCGGGCAGCGCGGGGCCGGCGGCGGCGGCGGCGGCGGCGGCGGCGGCGGGGCGCGGCGUGUGCAUCCGCGAGUUCCGCGCCGCCGAGCAGGACGCGGCGCGCCGCAUCUUCUACGACGGCAUCCUGGAGCGCAUCCCCAACACGGCCUUCCGCGGCCUGCGGCAGCGCCCGCGCGCGCAGCUGCUCUGCGCCCUGCUGGCCGUGCUCUGCUUCGCCGCCACCCGCUCGCUGCUGCUGACGGGCCUGGUGCCCGCCGCGCUGCUGGCCCUGCGCUACUACUACAGCCGCAAGGUGAUCCUGGCCUACCUGGAGUGCGCGCUGCGCACCGACAUGGCCGACAUCGAGCAGUACUACAUGAGGCCGCCCGGCUCCUGCUUCUGGGUGGCUGUGCUGGACGGCAACGUGGUGGGCAUCGUGGCCGCGCGGGCCCACGAGGAGGACAACACCGUGGAGCUGCUGCGCAUGUCCGUGGACUCCCGCUUCCGGGGCAAGGGCAUCGCCAAGGCGCUGGGCCGCAAGGUGCUGGAGUUCGCCGUGGUGCACAACUACUCCGCCGUGGUGUUGGGCACCACCGCCGUCAAGGUGGCCGCCCACAAGCUGUACGAGUCCCUGGGCUUCAGACACAUGGGCGCGAGCGACCGCUACGUGCUCCCGGGCAUGACCCUCUCGCUGGCCGAGCGGCUCUUCUUCCAGGUCCGCUACCACCGCUACCGCCUGCAGCUACGCGAGGAGUGA